Microbotryum saponariae is the source of this 2194-nucleotide messenger RNA. NCBI's taxonomy places the organism in Eukaryota, Fungi, Basidiomycota, Microbotryomycetes, Microbotryales, Microbotryaceae. The record is from the annotation of a GenBank genome assembly.
AUGGUCGCAUACCCGGACCCUCAACCGGGAGCUUCCCUCCUCCUGGCCCUCUCAGCCCCUAUCGCCUCCAGCUCAAGCACCACCCCCACGCCUUCGCACGAUACGCUCCUCCUCCUCUCCCCUUCACGCAUCUCGGCACUGCGAGCCUUCGCGGCUUUGGAAGCAGGCUACCGUAUCGUUGUCGGUGCUUCGGCCACUCAUCAAUGGGAUGCCGAACUCGCGUGGCGCAAGGACCAAGGACAGAUUGAGACGAUCGAAUGGAACAUUCCUUUUGAUGCCGAUGAAUCUGCCUGGAGUCAUUGGUUCGAUAACGUAUUACCAACGUCCAUCUCUUCCCGAUGCCUCCUCGUCGUUCUCGGCGACACAAUGACCACCACUUCGGCAGCUCAAUCUUCAUCGUCCCGACGACGAAGUUUCUCCUCGGCCCGAGCGUUCAAACGGAUCGCGAACGAACGACGUUACCUCGUCAACAUCGCCGAUGCACCUACCCUUUCCGACUUUACGUGGCCGACGACGCAUCGAUUCCCGCUCGAUAGUGCCGCGCCAUCAUCGGCCAAGUCGCCUCUACAACUCGCUUUGACGACUAAUUCUUCGGCCUGUCGCUUGGCGACGAGGUUGAGAAGAGAGGUCGUCGCGACGUUACCAAGCAAUGUUGGAGCGGGCGUUUUGGCCAUCUCCAAGUUGAGGGCGUCUUUGGCCAGCUCGAUGGGAGGGAGUGAAAUCGCUUGGGAGAAAGGGGAUAGUGAGGAAGUCGAACUCGCGGGUGUGAGGUUCAAUCGACCUGUCGCUCAACUCACCAGGGAGAAGAGUAAAGAACUGGAUCGGCUUUCGUUGGUCGAUUCGACGCAGGGAGUUGAGGCGGCGGCGUUGGAGCCGCAAUUGAGAUCCAUUAGUCAGUGCAGAGGACGAGCGAGGAGGGAGUCCAAGGGCGAAGAAGAGAGCACAACGAGCAGGAGGUACGUCCAGUGUGUGUUCAGUCGAGUUCAUGGGUUCAGUUGGCUCACUAGACUGGGCAAUCUGCAGCAACUCUUCCGUGUCGGCAGCCUCGACAGCCGCUACAUCGACCAUCUUAUCUACACAAGCAUGGACCGCUGCAGAGGCCCAGAGGACACGAAUGCGCUAUGUCGCUCAACUGAGCGAAUACUGGCCACUCGAUCGUCUUGCUACAGUCACGCUCUCGUCCCUGUCAUCGCCUUCGACACCUCUCGCAUCGACCCCACCUGAAUCCGAGACGUUACUAGCGAACCCUUCCCAGCACUCGCUAUUGCUUGAACCCCCGACGCGAGGCAAAGGCCGCAUCAUCCUCCUCGGCACGGGCCCCGGUUCCCCUCUACUCCUCACUCGUCUCGCGCACCUCCUUCUCACUUCCCCACCUGGUUCGCCAUACCACGUCGACGUGUUCCUCUCCGACAAGCUCGUUCCCUCGGAAAUCCUAGCCCUGAUUCCUUCCCCGGCACGAGAAGGCGUGGUCAUCGCUCGUAAAUACCCCGGGAACGCCGAGCAUGCCCAAGAUGAACUCAUGCGUCUCGCAGUCGAAGGUGCCAAAGCAGGCAAGACGGUCCUCCGCCUCAAGCAAGGUGAUCCCUUUUUGUAUGGUCGAGGGGGGGAAGAAGUCCUACAUUUCCGUCAUGCGGGGUUCGAACCCGUUGUUGUGCCGGGCCUUUCGUCAUGUUUGGCCGGACCGACGAUCAAUGGAAUCCCUGUGACGCAACGAGGUGUCGCGGAGACGAUGGUAGUUUCCACGGGUGUUGGAAGGGGCGGAAGGGAACUCGGUGUUGAGCCUUAUGAAAGGGCCAAGACACUCGUCGUACUCAUGGGAGUUGCACGAUUGGACUCGCUCGUCGAAGCUCUACUCACCCAUAAGGAAGCCGCCUACCCACCUUACCUCCCUAUCGCGUUGAUUGAACGAGCAAGUUCACCGGAUCAACGCGUCGUUUGUGCGACGAUCGAAAGUCUCUCGGACGUGUUGAAGAGGUUGAGUCCGCAUCGACCGCCGGGGAUGUUGGUCAUUGGGUGGGGGGUGAUGUGCCUUGAAGGGACGGAGGGGAAGGGAGACAUGACGGUGUUAGAUGCUUUGGCUGAUGAGGCGACGGACCGCAAAAGAGUUGAGGGGUGGUUGGGCGAUAAUGGGUAUAGGGUUAGGGAGGGAUUGGGAGAGGGCUGGAGGGCUUUGACGGAGGGGAGAGUGCUUUGA